AUGCAAGAUUGGCUGAUGAUUCUCGAUAUGAUGUACACACCGGAAGUGGCUGAUGAGGAUCAGCCAGUUCCUGACGAGCUUUACGAGGUGUUUUGGCAUGAUCCUAAUGGGCCCUCAGGCGUUUUCUCUGACCGCCAAGAUGUGAUGCUCACGUACAAGAUCUUCAUGUCGACGCCACUACUUCUUGUUUCCAAGGAAGUGGCUAGAGAGGCGGAGAGGGUACUGCAGGCCAAUAAACGAGGAUGGAUCAAUUACUACAACGAAGUCGCGCGAUCCAACAUACACUGCCAUCGCAUCAUUAAACCCACCAAGGCUUUCCAGUACCUUUGGUCUCGCAGUCAGGUCGUUCUGGAGAACACUACCGCGGACACCAUGUUCUUCCUGCAGAUCCUACCGGAGGUCUUGAAGAAAAGCCUUCAUAGUUUGAUUAUCACGAAAAGCUUGAUGAAUAUCGAAGAUGAGUUUUCGAUAGUACUCUGGCAAACCGACGACGAAAAGGGCGGAUCUUUCAUGUCAAAUUUGAUCAAAGAACACUAUCCCAACCUGCGAACAGUAGCUCUUGAGACACCCAGCACGGAAGAAGAGACGAGGAGCAAUCUCAACAACGGUUUCAGGAGCUUAUGCGAUAUGCUCAAGAUGAAAGAUCUAGAUACCCUCAGGUACUUCUUCAGAGAGGCUUGCUUUUCUCAAUCCGACAACUGGUUUCUCGCAGACGUGGAUCUAGAAGGGGUAGAGUUUAGCGAUGACACCGACGACUACGAGGUGGGAGAAGACGAAAUCUCGGAGCGCUACAAACAACCCCUGGAUGGCGUCGAGGAAAUUAUUUCACCUACUUCAAUCGGGUCUGCAGUAUGGCGCGAUCUCGGAAUGGAGCGCGUCGUCAAGAUCACGAGGUCGCAGACAGCAGCCUAG
This is a messenger RNA of Alternaria hordeiaustralica, 912 nucleotides long. RefSeq lists its product as uncharacterized. The coding region runs from base 1 to 912 and encodes 303 amino acids. The transcript is spliced from 2 exons. Lineage: Eukaryota; Fungi; Ascomycota; Dothideomycetes; Pleosporales; Pleosporaceae. The record is from RefSeq and is a predicted model, not a curated record.